AACUACUCGAAAAAUUGAGGAAAGAAGAAAAUGCUAAAAAAUAUGAAUCAAUAAUGAGAGACGUGAACGAAGCUAUAAAUGAAUCCUGUAUUUACGGUCUUAUAGGACGUGAUCAUAUUUGUAGCGAGAAUUUUCUAUUUGCAAAAGCAUCCACUGAUGUGGCAAUUCCCGACAACACAUUUGAGGACGUAUUUAAAAACUGGAUUUUAUUCGAUUCAGUAUAUCAAAGUUUUUGGUAA
Messenger RNA from Dentiscutata erythropus, 239 nucleotides. The record is from the annotation of a GenBank genome assembly. NCBI's taxonomy places the organism in Eukaryota, Fungi, Glomeromycota, Glomeromycetes, Diversisporales, Gigasporaceae.